UCACGGGAGUCGUAGUCUUCCCAGAGCCAUACCCUACCCGGGGGCGGGGAAGAAGCGACAGUUGGGACUACAUUUCCCAAGCUACCUCGCAGUGGAGUUACAUUCUGUCACGUGAUUGCAAAAAGGCAUUUUGUUGCUACUUUCCUACGCCGCUUCGUCCCCGGCUUCAAAGAGAGGACUCCUCCAACCAGAAGAGAGUCGUAAAUCGUAUUUGCACGAUGGAUCCAACACCUGGUGACCCAUCGGCCACAUUGCUUCCAUCCAGCCCACCCCAGCGCUGCUCCCUUUUAUCCGGGAAGAGGGGCUGGAGCCAUGGCCGUGCCUCCAGCUGGCAACGAGACAUGACACGCAAAGGGACAUGGUUCAGGACGAGCCAAGGAGUGGUGAACUUCAGUGGUACACAACGAUCCCGGUGCCGCCCAGGACCUCUCACUUUCAAACGCCACUUGGAGCACAGAGAUCAGGAGCCCAAUUCCAAGCACUUCCUCUCAGAGGACAAGAUGGCUGCCCGCUUCAACUCCCUUAGCUUGGAAAAUGACCACAUCUACAGCACCAAUGGCUUCCCUAUCCACGACGAAGACCCCCAAUGGCAGCAAGCCUAUUCACGCCUGAAAGAGCUACAACAGAGGCUCUCCCAAGACAGAGCACAGGAAGAAACCUGCUCAGAUGAUGAUGAUGAGCUCAACAACGUUAUUGUGGACGGAGAAUACAUCAUGGGCGAGUGCCCCUUACUGACGCACCCUUCUCUCUUACGAGCCGGACUUGGAGAAGUUGGUAUUACACCCGAAGAACUGCUUCUUUCUCUGAAUCCUUGUACAGAGGUUGUCUUGUGGAGCCCUCACAAUAAGUCAAGCUUACACACCAUUCGGACAAUGAUGGGCAUCCCCUCUUCUGCAAGUGCCUCUGUAGAGGCCCAGCAAAAAGUGGUGGGAGCAGAAGAGGAAAUGGAAGUAUGAAGCUUUGAAGCCGCCAACCAUGUCUUCUCCCAUGGCCACUCAGGCUUCCAACCAGCAGCACCAUAUUUAAGCGAAAACUAAUGAUGUCCAUUCAUAUAACACCCUUGGUUUUCGGUUCCAGUUCUUUGAUUCUCCUUUUUGCCCUCUUGUUAUGAAGCGUAUAAGCAAUCUUUUUAUUUUGCGUGUGACUGUUGUGUGCUUUCCCGCUCUUUUAAUAAGAGGCAAUUAAAAGCUAAAUGUGCAA
Molecule: messenger RNA, 1200 nt
Organism: Anolis sagrei ordinatus
Lineage: Eukaryota; Metazoa; Chordata; Lepidosauria; Squamata; Anolidae
Gene: HCFC1R1
Product: host cell factor C1 regulator 1
Source: RefSeq, a predicted model, not a curated record